Molecule: messenger RNA, 981 nt
Organism: Durusdinium trenchii
Lineage: Eukaryota; Dinophyceae; Suessiales; Symbiodiniaceae
Source: the annotation of a GenBank genome assembly
AUGGCCCCUAAUGCCAAGCAGGUCAAGAAGCAGACCAAAAAGGAUUUGCCUUUUCCCAAGGCUCCGUUGUUGCGGCAGCCAAAAGACAUGCGAACCCGCCAGCUGAGCAACAUAUUGGCGGGACUCAACUACAUCCGCGCGCCCGUCGUAUGCACAUUGGUCUCUGUCCUGUUCACAGUGCCUGGCCUGCGGUGGGACAAUCCCAUAGAUCACUUGGAGAUCUUCGCGGGGAAAAUGUCGGUCACCCUGGCCGAGCUACAGGCUUCGCAAAAGAAUGAAGCAUCAAAAACGUCCAUUGGGCUCGCAGGGCGCCGAGCCGUGCCCAUCGACCUGGAGAUUGGUGGGGCCUCAAUGGACCUGACGACCGACAUUGGGAGUCGCGGCUCGACGGGGCGUUCAGUGGCCAAUCCAAUGGGCUUUGGGGAGUCCUGUCGAAUUGGAAAUCUUUUGGUUUCGCGGACGCUGGUGAUCAUGCUCAUUUGCGCAGCUAAGUGUGUCUGGUUUUGCUUGGAACAACCUGGCACAAGCAUCAUGGAGCUCCACACCCUAUUCCAGCGUUUCAUCAAAAUUGCGGCCCUUCGGAAACUCAAGAUCAACAUGGGCGACUACGGAGCGCCCACAUUGAAACCUACGAUCCUCUACUCGAGUCACAGGGCUAUUGAUAUGCUGCCCAACUACACGAUUCGCCGCCAGCUGGUGAAGAAGCACAUGGUGAAGCGUUAUGUGGAUGGGAACGGGAAGCAAAGAGUGUGCGGCGGUGUGGAUCUCAAAACGUCGCAAGCGUACCCGAAGCAUUUCGGUGUUGCCUUGGCAGCUUGCAGAAGCGCCACAGCAGCAAACCGCAGACUCACGGCGAAGAGGUUCCUGGAGGUGGCACGCAGGUCCAGCAACGAAGCCGACGGUCGGCGCCACAUUGACAAAGUGUGGCGUGAUGCAGCCCAAUUAGAUAGUGUCAUUAAAUUCUUGACGCAAAGGCCUUGA